Camelina sativa (false flax) is the source of this 1328-nucleotide messenger RNA. RefSeq lists its product as uncharacterized. The record is from RefSeq and is a predicted model, not a curated record. NCBI's taxonomy places the organism in Eukaryota, Viridiplantae, Streptophyta, Magnoliopsida, Brassicales, Brassicaceae.
UAGAUUUCUGAAACCCGGUUCAGUCCUCGUCCCUGAAUUGAGAAAGUACGAUUCGAAUUCGGAAGCUUUUGACUCCAAAAUCUCGUUGAAGAAGAAGAAGAAGAGACGAACCUGCUUUCUUAGUUUCGGGUGCGGGGAACUAAGAACUCCGGUGAAUAGAGAAUGUGGAUGCAUUUGGCUCCUCUGUUUCUUGCCAUUUUCGUUUCACCACUCUGCGUUUUCUCAUCUGAAAUCCAGGAGAUCGGUUCUAAUCAGAACUUGGUCAAUGAUCUGGACGCAGCUAAGCUCAUAAUAUCUCAAUUGGAAGCUGUUCUUGAGGCGACCAUACAGAAGGUGGAAGAUAAGACCCUCUACUUGAAAGAGCGUGAGAAGUUGAUCCAAGAUGCUGAAAUUCAGAUCCAAAGUUUGCAGUCUGCUUCAUUCAGUGACGAGAGCGGCCUACCUUUGGUUCAAAAGAGGAUAACUGAGUUGGAAGAAGAGGUUAAAAAACUAUGGGCUGCCUUGCGAACAACUAACUUCGAGCUUCACAUUUUAGAGGAUAAAGCUAGAGAUGCAGAGGGUAAAGUUAAAGCUAAGGCUUUGGAAGUUAAACAGAUGGUAGAAGUUGUUACGGAGCAGUGGAUUCAGGUUCAGCAUCUUGAGCAGAUGAGAGAAUUCAACAACCGAAGGCGUCACACACCUAGCAGAUGCUCGUUCGUGAAGCUCAUGAGCGACAUCCAAAGACAUCUCUCCAAAUUUCAUGAGUCAUUCGACAUUCACUGGAAGGGAAAGAAGGUUUUCUCUGUGCAACCAUAUCUUACACAAGCACAGUCACGGUUAGAAAGCCUCUGGGCAGCUGUUACCAAAUAUCACCACCAGUUACAAGGCUUCAUCAAGAAUGAGAUGGGAAAAACCGAGAUCACAGCAGCGCUUGCAAACAGAGAAGUGGUGUUUUUCAUGGCAUCUGCAGUGAUUACUUUCCCGGUGUUUGGAGCUUGGAUCUUACUCUCUUCCUAGGUUGAUUUCUGGAUGACAUAAUCAACCGAUGCAUCAGUCAUGUUUUUCUUCUUAUGGCUCAAAACAUUGUCUAGUAUUUUAAGCUUUAAGGUGGAUCCUUACGAUCAACUGCAUCCAUGAGCAAACCGAUUACCGGUUUAAACCAGUUAGUAUUGGGUGGGGUGCACAGUUGUAUGUAUCCAAGAUUAAUUUUUGGGAGUAGAAAAGAAAAAACAUUGGGUUUUGUAAUUGAAGAAGAGACCAUCCAAAGAGAUGCAGACAAAAGUCAGUCCUUGUUCGUUUGUUAAACCGUUAGUUGUGGAACGUGCCAGUAACGGUAGGCUUACUGCCCG